AUGCUUCUAACUCUCAGUCAUACUUCCAACAUGCUGCCAAGACUUUCAUCAGUCUCAAUGCCUGCUUCGUACCCCGACACUUCGGUCUUGCUUAGAGGCUUGGGUCUCCUUGUCUCUAUUGCUCUACUGCUUUAUGUCCUUUGGUUCAAAGUUCUAUGCGUGGUACUGCCAGUCUCACAGGGAAGUGAUCAAAGUCCCCCAGAAAUACGACGAUCUGCAUUGCAGAUUACUCGAUCAUUCUUUGAAAAACGAUUUGACUUGGUCAACGAUGAGUUCAAGGCCACAUCAUCUUCCAUUUAUCGUCUGACCCUAUUCGGACGCAAAGCUACCGUUCUCUCGGGAACAGAAGGCCGACAACUCUUCAUGAAAGAGAAAGGACUGAACAUUUACGAUUCUUUCUUUGCUCUUCUAGGCAUUAAAAGUGUUGAGCACGACCCCCACCAGGUCAACGCUAUAGUGAAGCGGAUCAUCUGCAUGCAGCGGCCUGAGUUUCUACAGUCAAUGAUUCCAUUGAUACUCGCUACUUGUCAACACGCCAUGGACUCAUGGGGGCCUGAAAAAAUUCUUGACCCAUGCUCUUCAAUUCACGAGAUGACAUUCCAAACAAUCAUGGCAACCGGUUUCUUCGAGAUAUCUCGCGACCUAUCACUAUCCUCUGAAUUCAGAUCACUGAUAGAUGUUGUCGACUCACCAGCCAAUCCAUAUAUGACCUGGUGGCCUUGGCUACCCAACAUGUUGAUGAUCCGCAAGAUGAUAUCCGUGGCCCGAAUCUACCUUAUUGUUCGGAAGCAGAUCAACAUCCGGAAAGCCAGUGGAGUGAGAAGAAACGAUGCGGUUCAACAUAUGUUGGAUGACGGAGAGAGCACCAUUCAAAUCUUGGGGUUCAUCUUAGGGCUGUCACUCGCCGGUGCCCGCGCGACUGGAACAAUAGGUAAUGACCCCAACCAGAGGCAGAGGCAAGCGAUUAACAUUAUUUUAGUAUCUUGGCUGAUCAUGCGACUAUCCACCAACCCCGAGUGGGCCCGCACCAUCCAAACGGAGAUCCAAGCCUUGCUAUCGCGUACAGCUCAGACCUCUCUGUCUUCCAUCACUCUCCGAGAGUGGGAGUCCCAAACUCCGAUGCUUGACCGCUGCAUCCGCGAGACCCUCCGAACAUCCCAGCCCUACAUAGCAAUGCGCCGGAAUACUGGUCCUGCGUUAACGGUGCAAGGAUAUACAAUCCCAACCGGAGCGCUCGUGUUUUACCCAUUUUCGGAUACCUCCUUGAACCCCGCAUAUUACCCUGACCCGAUGCGUUGGAACCCGAGCCGGGAAGUCAAAAGCGAGUUCAUCUGCUGGGGUGCGGGAAAAUUCGGGUGCAAAGGACAAAGACUGGCGAUUUUGAACAUGAAGCUGGUUGUGGUGUCGAUACUGAUGCAGUUUGAUGCCAGCAUGAUUGGAGAGGUGGAGGAUCUGGUUCCUGAUUACAACGACUCUGUGACUUGUCGACCACGAGGGAAUCUUGGAAUUCGAGUAAUCAGGAAGUAA
Molecule: messenger RNA, 1527 nt
Organism: Penicillium salamii
Lineage: Eukaryota; Fungi; Ascomycota; Eurotiomycetes; Eurotiales; Aspergillaceae
Source: the annotation of a GenBank genome assembly